Messenger RNA from Dipodomys spectabilis (banner-tailed kangaroo rat), 1359 nucleotides. Its product is annotated as SUMO-interacting motif-containing protein 1-like. Lineage: Eukaryota; Metazoa; Chordata; Mammalia; Rodentia; Heteromyidae. The record is from RefSeq and is a predicted model, not a curated record. The transcript is spliced from 3 exons. The coding region runs from base 1 to 1359 and encodes 452 amino acids.
AUGGAAGACUUCAUCGUGAUUUCCGACGACAGCGGUUCCGAGAGCUCGGGCAGCGCCCGCUCGGGCCGGGCACGGAGGCUCCGCCGGGCCCUGUCCCGGACCCCGGGCGCGCUGCCCCGCCGCACGGUGGACUUCAUUGAUUUAACUAGAGAACCCAGACCAAGGGCCAAGGACCGCAACGGACACUGCGUGAUCGAUCUUACCACCGGCGAGGAAGAAAGUAGACCCAUUGCCACCUUCGAUCUGACUUCAGACCCUGUUGCUCCCUCCCAGAAGGAGCCAGACAGCCUUCAGACAUGCGCCAGCAAAGAGGUGACAGAAAGCCAGGUGGACAGAAGUUCUCGGCCUCCAACCCGGAGAGUGAUGAACAGCACCCCGCUGCGCUCGGACACGGAGGGAAGCAUCUAUGAAGGAGCGAUCCGGCAGGACUCAACCUACCCGGGGCAGCCGAAUGGCCGCUCAACCACGUUCCGAGGUGAUCUCAGCUUCUUGGCCAACCUACAGCUGUCUUCGUUCUCCCCCAUAAGCAGUAGCAACAGUAACCAUGAGAGGGCGCCCUUACCAUGCCCACAGCGGGAUGUGCCUUGUCCACUACCAGCCCUGCCGUGCCCCCUGAGAACUUCCCCGUGCCCCCCACAAGCCUGCGCCUAUCCCCCCCGGCCUUCCUCGUGUCCCCCUCGAGCCUUGUCCUGCCCAUCAGAGACCGUGCUGGGCCAAACUCAGGCUCUGUCUCAGCCGCUUCAAGGAGGAGCGCCAUGUGCUCUACAGCCAGUGCCCGGCGCCCUGCAGAACGCACUGUGCUCUCUGCAGAAUGCGCCAUGCUCUCUGCAGAAUGCGCCAUGCUCUCUGCAGAAUGCGCCAUGCUCUCUGCAGAACAUACCAUGCUCUCAGAAUGUGCCACCCGCUCCGCAGAACCUGCCCUGUGCCCUGCAGAAGGUACCUGGCCCCCCCCAGAAGGUACCACCCUCCCCCCAGAAUGUCCCCCGCUCCCCGCAGAACGUGCCACCCCCUCCUCAGAAUGUGCCCUGCGCCCGGCCGAAUGCACCGCCCGCCUCCACACCGAUCAUACCCAGCCACGCCACCCAGGCCACAGGCUCUGGGAGACACGCCACCAUCGUCAGGAGACACGCCACCAUCGUCAGGAGACGUUCCCCGCUUACCAGAUGUGCCAUCGGGAGUUGGAUCACAGCUACCAGGAGCUAUACCACAGCCACCAGCAACCAUACCACAGCCACCAGCAACCAUCCCACAGCCACCAAGCAACCACACAUCGCCGCCCCCAGCAAACACGUCACGGUCCCUGAGACCUGGGCCACAGUUAGCAGGCCACCUAUCCCGCCUACCACCAGAUCAGAGUGA